AUGAGGCUCCAGCUGGAGAAGCAGCUCCUCUUCCUCUCCCUCCUCUGCACCCUCUCCAAGGUGUGUGCCCAGCUGUGCCGCCGACCGUGCUACUGCCCCUGGGUGCCCCCCCGCUGUCCCCGCGGGUCCCCCCUGGUCCUGGAUGGCUGUGGCUGCUGUAAGAUCUGUGCCCGGCGCCUGGGAGAGCCCUGUGCCUCCCUCCACGUCUGCGACCAGAGCCAGGGCCUCGUCUGUGACUACAGCACAGCGUCCAUGGGGACAGGAGCCACCUGCAACUUUGAAGAUGUUGAGGAGGGCUGCGAGCUGAACGGCCGAGCCUACCGAGACGGGGAGGUUUUCCAGCCCAGCUGCAAGCUCCAGUGCCGCUGCCUGGACGGGGGCUUCACCUGCAUCCCACUCUGCCAGGAGGACAUCCGGCUGCCCACCCCGGACUGCCCCUACCCACGGCGCGUGGACAUCCCUGGGAAGUGCUGCCCAGAGUGGAUCUGCGAGACCCGGGACCAGCACCUCCUCCUGGAUGCCAGGGCAGCCCCUGGGGCAGUGUCUCCACCGCUGCCAUCCCCCUGCCAGGAGUGGGGCACGGAGUGGAGUGCCUGCUCAGCCACCUGUGGCCUGGGCUUUUCUACCCGUGUCUCCAACCAGAACCGCUCCUGCCGGCUGGAGACCCAGCGGCGGCUCUGCCUGGCCAGGCCCUGCCCGCCCCUGCCCCCCCCGGCGGCACAGAGCAACUGUCUUCUGAAACUGGGCUUGGAAAACCGCUGGUGGCAGGUGUAG
Messenger RNA from Chaetura pelagica (chimney swift), 774 nucleotides. RefSeq names its product WNT1 inducible signaling pathway protein 2 (gene CCN5). Gene Ontology annotation, cellular component: extracellular region; extracellular matrix. The record is from RefSeq and is a predicted model, not a curated record. Gene Ontology annotation, biological process: cell adhesion; signal transduction. Gene Ontology annotation, molecular function: integrin binding; heparin binding. The transcript has 5 exons. The coding region runs from base 1 to 774 and encodes 257 amino acids. NCBI's taxonomy places the organism in Eukaryota, Metazoa, Chordata, Aves, Apodiformes, Apodidae.